Molecule: messenger RNA, 664 nt
Organism: Lingula anatina
Lineage: Eukaryota; Metazoa; Brachiopoda; Lingulata; Lingulida; Lingulidae
Product: mammalian ependymin-related protein 1
Biological process (GO): cell-matrix adhesion
Cellular component (GO): lysosome; extracellular region
Molecular function (GO): calcium ion binding
Source: RefSeq, a predicted model, not a curated record
CCGGCCAACAUGAGGACCCUUAUACUUGCUGUCGUGCUGUUGGCGGGGAUAGCCUACUCCCAAAAGCCUAAGCCAUGCAUUACGCCACCUCAGUGGGCGUCCCGGGCGUUUAUGUUCGACCAUAACUAUGGGAACAUGGAAUAUAUUAGAAUCGUCUAUGACGCCAUCUAUCGACGAAAGAUCGUCAUCGAGGAGGACGUUGUCGUAAGACCAGGAAGAAGAUUCUACGAAUACCUCAGCCUCAACGACGUACACGAGUUGUUCAAAAUCAAUUUGAAAACCAAGGAAUGCGUGAAGAUGAGACCAAGGCACUGGCGUCCAUUUGGAAUUCCACCCAACUCCACUUUCGACAACGAGUUUGAAAUUGGUGGGCCAGGCGAGGCUUUCACCGCCCAACAGUGGACUGAUAGAAUCCCUGGAUUCAAAACUGCGGAAUGGAUUGGAGUUUACAGCCUGAAAUACUGCUAUCCAGUUCACGAGACCUUCUUCAAUCGCCUUAACAUAUCCGAAUCCAACACAGUCAACUUCUACGACAUCGUCGCUGGAAUCCCCGACCCAGACAUGUUCAUACCUCCUCCGGAGUGCAAAACCGCCAAAUGGGUCGAUGAAACCGAUGAUCUGCCCGCCUACGUCUAAGAAACUUUUCAUCUUCAAACAUUUUGAU